This is a messenger RNA of Oppia nitens, 854 nucleotides long. RefSeq lists its product as uncharacterized. The transcript is spliced from 3 exons. The record is from RefSeq and is a predicted model, not a curated record. The coding region runs from base 107 to 823 and encodes 238 amino acids. Lineage: Eukaryota; Metazoa; Arthropoda; Arachnida; Sarcoptiformes; Oppiidae.
UAUUUGUUUGAAAAAAUAUUUACAGAAUAAUAUUUAAAAAAAAAUUAUUAGUUUUUAUUAAUUUUAUAUUUGUUAAGUUGUAUCAAAAUUUAACAAAAAAAAAAUAAUGAAUUAUCACUAUUUCCUGGUGUUAUUGUCGGUCAAUGUAUGGCUGGACACCGGUAUGUGUGACCAUCCAAUCAAUGAAGACGUGGACAACGAAAUCGACAAUUUGAUUGCCGAUAACGACCGGAUGGCUCUACCCUAUAGACGAUUACCCGAAUCGGCCGAUCGUUUUACAUAUGAAAUAUGCAAAAUCUUUUUCCAGAAAGAGCUAAAAAUUGCCGAUUAUUUGACCCAUAAAUACCAUUAUAAUCAACACUUGCGUGUAAUCGCUGCUAAUAUAACCUUAACUCGGAUGCGAUUGUUAAACAAAUUUUGUGAACUCGACAUCAAUUUUAUGAUCAAUUUGUUCAAAGUUGCCAAUAAAAAUUUAGGUGAAACCAGAGAGUAUACACACUAUGCCUUCCAGGCCUACCAAAGGGCCACUCAAUCCCAUACGGCUCUUAGUAUACCACAGAUUAUGUGUGUUUCUAAAAACUAUUACGAAAAAUAUACCAAUACUUUCCAUAAUCCGGAAUUUCGUCAAAUAUCUGCCGAAUCGCUGACAGCAAUGUCCGACUCAUGGAUGCCAUACCUAACCACUCAACUGAAACUUAACAACACAUUGGCUUCAAGUGAUUGUAAUUCAUUGAACACCACAUAUGAUCCAAAAGGACCCAAAUUUCGUGUUUCCAGACAAAUGGCAUUAUUUGACGUUUUGGACGCAUCGCUAAAAAUUUGAAUUUAAAUAAAAAUUUAAAUAAUUAUAAUUA